UACGAUCUUUCAAUAAAAAGAACUAAAAUUAAAGUUUUCAUUUCUUACCUAUGAAAGACGUUUCAGAUCGAGCUUCGAUCUUAACAUUUUUAUGCGAUUCACCGCGGCAUGCGCUAAUAUGUAUUUAAUGCAUCGAUUUCUGGCCUGCGGGUCAACAAACUGCCGAUUUACUGGUGGGGAAAGUCCCGGCGCGUUUGUGGACGGCGGGGUUCUUGGGAUUGACCUUCCAGACACGAACCUUGCCGUCCUGGUGUCCGGUGAAGAUCUUGUCGCCGGAGAUUAUGAUUGCCUUGACGAGACCGCUGUUGGAUUUGAAAGCCCCGAAUUCCUUCAUCUCCUUCCAGACCCGAAUGUUCUUGGAGUCGGAGCCGGUGUAGAGGAUCCCGUCGCGGGCGGCGAGGGAAUAAAUGUGGCCCUCCUCCCGGACCAGAGAUCCGAUGAGGCCGUUCAGCGGGUGCUUCUGGGAGGCGUUGGCGUUGCCGCUGUUUUCAUCCCACGGCGACUUCUCGAAGGGGGUGCUCUGGUUCCAGGGCGACAUCAUCAUGGGGGAGCCCUCGCCGCUGAGGCGGGUGGCCUCGAAGCCGGAGUAGCUGCUGGGACGGUUGUUGUUGAAGUCAUCGUCGGCGGAGGAGGAGGAGAAGUUGGGAUCGGAAUGAGGCGCCGCCGCCAUGUCGUCGCCGUUGUUAUAUAUCAGCCGUCUUUGGGAAUGAUAAAACUUGCAUGUCGUACUACCAACAUUCAUCAUGGACUGGCGAUUCAAAAAGAUUUGGAGAAGGAGACCUCUAUUCCUCGCUAUCCUAUAGUAAAGUUGGCAUCACAAAAGGCUGUGGUGAUCUUCACCAAGAGCUCAUGCUGCAUGUGCCACGUCAUCACGAGGCUGUUCUACGAGCAAGGGGUGAGCCCCUUGGUCUACGAGCUGGACGAGGACCACGUGAACGGCCCCGAGAUGGAGCGAGCCCUCGUCCGGUUCGGGUGCAAUCCGGCGGUCCCCGCCGUGUUUGUGGGCGGGACGUUCGCCGGGUCGGCCAAUACCGUCAUGGCCCUCCAUAUCAACGGCUCGCUCAAGAAGAUGCUCAAAGACGCCGGUGCUCUCUGGCUCUAGCUAAUUACUGGUUGUCUAUGGAUGGGACGUUCCAAAAUUUGUACCGCUCCACGUGUUAAACAUCUGUAAUUGGUUGAAAACUUUUUGGUUAACUAACAGUUUUCAAGUGACUACAGAUAAUUAACAUAUGGAGUGGGAGAGAUAUUGGAAUGUUUAUCUAAGCUCCACUCUCUUUGUACUCGUAAUGUACUCCGUAAUUAACAAAUUAAACGAGAAGUACGUACUAACAUUAACUAAUAAAGGUGUUAUUAAUAU
Cuscuta campestris is the source of this 1357-nucleotide messenger RNA. The record is from the annotation of a GenBank genome assembly. NCBI's taxonomy places the organism in Eukaryota, Viridiplantae, Streptophyta, Magnoliopsida, Solanales, Convolvulaceae.